Molecule: messenger RNA, 1232 nt
Organism: Cadophora gregata
Lineage: Eukaryota; Fungi; Ascomycota; Leotiomycetes; Helotiales; Ploettnerulaceae
Exons: 5
Coding region: 402-1232 (276 amino acids)
Biological process (GO): regulation of transcription by RNA polymerase II
Molecular function (GO): DNA-binding transcription factor activity, RNA polymerase II-specific
Source: RefSeq, a predicted model, not a curated record
UGGGUUCAACCUUUUAAGAAUCUUGGUGUUCUUGGAUAUUCUCGUUCUUGGUACUUAGGUACCACCUGGUAGUACACCGUAGAUCAACGAACUUUGGUUCAAAGUCCAUUGUAACCUUGAAUAUUUGCUGACACGUCGUUUCACAGUGUGACGAGACGAGACCAGAAUGCGAUAAUUGCAUUAAGCAUACUCUGGAAUGUGUAUAUGCGCCUUUGAAAGUACCCGUCGCUGGAACAGCGACGUCUUUCUCGUCUAGUGCUCUUCCAAACUUGCAUUGUGUCGACCUGGAACUCCUACACAAUAAUUGCACAUCUACAGCUUUGACUUUGCAUCGUGAUCCUGCGACGAUUAGGCUGUGGAGCAUCACAGUGCCGCAGUUUGGGUUUGUCCAUGACUAUGUUAUGCAUGGAAUUUUAGCUUUAUCUGCACUACACAUGGGCUAUUGUUUCCCGGCACGAAAAGGAUUUUGUACAGAACAAGCAACACUUCAUCAUAAGUCCGGCCUAUCCAAGGCGACUCCCGCCCUGAGAGAAUUUGCAGAAGAAAAUGCUUCGGCAAUGUACCUAUUUUCAGCGCUGACAUGUCUCUACACAUACACGACAAUUGGCCAGACUGAUGCCUCUGUUCUCGGCGGCGAAUCUAGCUGGAUCUUUUUGUCUCGGCAAAGCUAUUCUCUGAUCCGCAUGGCUGAUGAAGCCCUUCGAUCAGGUCCACUUGGCCCCCUGUUUUUAGCUGGCGAGCGCAGAACUCGGCUAAGGGAUAUCGUGGCAGAGUCAACUGCUUCUUUCGCUGAGGCAGACCGGCUGAUGGAACUUUCUGCACAAAUCGAGGGAAGCGUUUCAGAUCCAGAAGCGCUUCAAGUGUAUAAUACUGCUAUCAAUGACAUGAUAAAGAUAUUCAAAGUUAUCAACAGCUUGCCAGAGGAGUUGCGAGAAGUAUCGGAUGUUUUCCGGUGGCCAUUUCAGCUGAAAGAUGGUUUCCUUGAGCGCCUGCAGGUACCAACGCAGGAGACCUUGGUGAUAAUUGCUCAUUUUGCAACGAUACCCGAGUAUCUUAGUUCAAAGUGGUGGCUCGAGGGCUUUGGCAGACGAUUGAUGGCCAAAAUAUGGCCCUUGAUUGAUCAAGAGCAUUUGUCAUGGAUACAAUGGCCGAUGCGACAGCUGGGCAUCACAAGUGAAGGGGAGUUGCUGGCUUGGUCAAGCUACGGUACGCCCAUGGAUAUCGGAUCAUGA